UUAAGAAACAGUCAUCGAAUUACGUACACAUGUAGGCAUAAAGAAGAUCAAAGUGAUUAAGUUUUGUACUUUUGCCAAAACUGACACAAGAGUGGUCAGGCAUUUGACAGAAUUGGACUACAAUUUGUGUUUUUGGACGGACAACUCAUUAUUCUAAAAAUAGCCUACUUUCGUUUUGUAAAGUUCGAGAGAUAACGAUCGGUAACGGAAAUUUCCGAAGUACGGGCGGAAAUUGCCGAAUGAAUGUUUAGAAUGGCGGAUGAGUAAUCUCAGACAAAGAUGCAUCGAAAUUAUGUCUUUUUUGCUGUUUUGCGAUACUUAAGCCAUGAGUUCAACUGACCAGUCAGGAGAUUCAGCUAGUGACCGCGAUGUGGACUACUUUUUUAGACCAGGAGGUAGAAGAACGGAGGGGUUAAAGGCCGCCGACAUUGUCCCGAUCCUGCGGGAAAGGGUCGCCUAUCUCUCAGGAGGUCGAGACAAGCGUGGGGGCCCAAUCCUAACCUUCCCCUCCUGCACCCACCCUGAGAGACUCAAAUAUGAAGACCUGCGACGGCUCAUGACAUAUCUCGCAAGCGUACCAAGUGACGAUGUGCGAGAGAAAGGGUUUACGAUCAUAUUGGACAUGCGGGGCUCAACAUGGCAGAGUGUCAAACCGGUUCUAAAGGCACUUCAGGAGUGUUUUCCUGGCAACAUCAACAUAGCAUUUAUCAUCAAGCCAGAGAAAUUCUGGGAAAAGCAGCGGACAAGUCUUGGAAGCUCCAAGUAUAACUUUGAGACCCACAUGAUAUCUGUGGACAACCUGAACAAGGCCGUAGAGAGGACACAACUCACGCGAGAGUUUGAUGGCACGCUUGAUUAUGACCAUGAACAAUGGAUCAAGCUUAGACUGAUGUUGGAGGAAUUUAUCUGGAAAGCCUUGGACCUGUUGGACAAACUUGACGAGCUGAGUGGAAUUCUUACGAACCCUGACCUCCCCGUCGACCUUGCAGAGGCCCAGCGCCGUCUAGAGGAACACAACCACCUGAAGAAGCGGGUUACUAUGGCACCCGUGGAACAGCUGGGGAGGGAGGGCCAGUGUAUACUGUACAGCAUCACUGGGGAGGGCCUCGAACAAGCAGGUGUUAGUGUGCGUUUUGUGAUAUCGGGCAAUGCAGACUUCCAAAGUGCAGUACCCCAGAUUUCACAACUUCUGGAGAACCUCCACUCCACAAAACUGCAUCUGAACCAACUAUGGACUGUGAAGAGGUCUCGCCUUGAACACUGCUUACAGCUGAAGAUAUUUGAGGAUGAUGUAGAAAAGAUGUUCAACUGGAUCUAUCACAACCGGGACAUGUUCCUGGUGAACUAUACAGAGAUCGGAAUGUCACACCAGUUUGCUGUAGAGUUGGAGAAUGAACAUAGCCAAUUCGCCAACAGCGCUGUGAAUGUGUACGUAAACAUCACCCGUAUCCUGAGUAUGGCUCAGCGUCUGUGUGAUGCGGGUCACUACGCCCAAAACUCCAUCCGUAUCCAGGCUGCCAAGCUAGAGCGCGAGUGGAAGAGUCUGGCCGCCGCCCUGGAUGAUCGCAGCACAGUUCUCAGCAUGUCUGUCAUGUUUCACAAGAAGGCUGAGACUUACCUGGCUCAAGUGAUUGGAUGGCGACAGGCGUGUGAGAGCCCUGCAAUACCGACCUCCAUUGAGGAGCUUGAAGACGCGUUACAAAAACACCAGUCCUUGAUAGAAACCAUCAGCCAGGCGUACGCUGAGGUCUGUGGUGACGGGAAAGCUCUGCUAGACACCCUACAGACACCAGUCUCUUCAGGUAGCUCCAACUCCCUCACCGCCAAGGCAGACUACUCCGAAGCUGCUGGCCAUGUGUUAGAUGUUGUUCAUGAGGUGUUGGCCCACCAAAGACACCUGGAGCAGUUAUGGCAGGGAAAGAAGGUCAAACUACACCAAAGAUUGGGACUGAGAUUGUUCCAGCAAGAUGUCAAACAGGUGAUAGACUGGUUGGAUCACCAUGGUGACAUAUUCCUGAAAAAGAACAAUUCCAUCGGGCGGAGCCUUCAGCGGUCUCGGGCUCUACAAAAAAGCCAUGAACACUUCGAGUCUGUUGCCAAGAACACCAUUACAAAUGCUGAAAAACUACUAGCAGCAGCAGACGAGCUCGCCCAGACGGGGGAAUGUAACCCAAAGGAAAUCUAUAAUGAGGCUCACGAAUUGGAAGAACGAAUGUCCUCAUUCCUGGCAGCUCUCGCGCGUCGACGGUCAGCACUCGACAUGACCGUGUCCUUUCACUCGCAUGUUCAUGCGCUGACCUGCUGGCUGGAAGAACUUCAGAGUGAGUUACAGAGUUCCGAGAUAGCUGAUACCUUCGAGGGUGCCGAACAGCUUAUCGCCCAGUUUAACCAACAAAGGGACACAACUCUGGAUGCUGCCAUGAACACAGUCGGGGAGGGAGAAAAUCUCCUGGAACAGCUCAGGCUUUUCAAUGUGGACCCAGAGAUAGCAAACCAGAACAGCGACUACUCGCACAUUGAAAGCACUCUACGCCAGCUAAACGAGAGUCGCUCGGAGCUUGAGGAAUUAUGGGCCGCCCGUAAACUGAAGCUCGAUCUGUGUCUACAGCUUCGCCUGUUCGAGAGAGAUGCCCUUGAGGUGUCAUCCCAGCUGGAGUUGUGGGCGGAGGAACUGCAGCACCAGGAGCUGGUAACCGACGGCAACAAGGCAGAACAGAUGCUCGUCAUGCAUAAUGAGAGUGUUUUACAUAUGCAGAACUGCACAUUCGAGGUCUUACAAAGGGGCCAGGAACUUUCACAGCUAUUUGAGACCACCGGUGUACAACUGAUGGCGGACUCGCAUUACGACGCGCCAACUCGGAUACAGGAACUUCUAGAAUACCUGCAUGAACGAGAGGUUGACCUAGAAACACUGGCUGACUCCAAACGUAGCCGCCUAGAACAGUGUGUACAGCUGCGGAACUUUGAAGUGGAGGCCAGACAGGUGAUAUCAUGGAUCCGUAAUGGUGAAAACAUGUUGACCGGCACAUUCAUGUGUCCCAACACACUCAUGGAGGCUGAACAACUGAAAAAGGAACAAGACCAGUUCAUGAAUGCCAUUGAGAAAACCCACUAUAGUGUGGUGCAAGUCAUACAGAAGGCAGAGGUCAUGAUCAGCACCCAGCACUACAACUCUGACCUUGUACGAGCGAUAGCUGAGAAUGUGACCCUGGCCUGGAACCAGCUGCGGAACCACUCUGAAGAGCGACACAAACUUGUAAUGGCUUCCAUGACAUGGUACAAGACUGCCGAACAGGUGUGGUCGGUGUUAGAGAGCCUGGAUAGAGACUACAAGAGGGAUGAGGACUGGUGUGGCACUGAGAGGACCGCCGUUGCUGAUAAGCCCAGCUUUAUGGUUCAGCUUAUUAACAAGCACAAUGAACAAAAAGAGGCAUUUCUUAAGGCGUGUACGCUAGCCAGACGGACAGCAGAGAGCUUCUUAAAGUAUGUCAACCGGAACCUUCACACCCUCGGCAUGCAGAUGAAAUUCAGAAGCACUGAAGCUCAUGUGAAAAAGACACUGGACUCGCUGCUACAACAGGAGAAUAAUGUAAUAGAGUUCUGGACCGUGAAAAAGAAGAAGCUGGAACAGUGUCACCAGUAUGUUCUCUUCGAACAGAGCGCAAAGCAGGUACUUGAGUGGAUCAAAGACUAUGGGGAGUCCUAUCUUAGCACCCAUCAGAAACUGGGCUCCACCCAACAAGAGACUGAAGCACUUCUACAAGAGCAUCAUGACUUCCGGGCGAGGGCUAAGGAAAACAAAGAGAAUGUCAAGCUCCUGCUCUCAUUGGCCGAGGGGUUUGUUGCCAAGGGUAACAUGCAUGCCAACAAUAUCAGAGCAUGGUGCUCUGCAGUGGACAAGCGCUAUAAGGAGUUCUCUGUGCGGAUGGAGAAAUACCGCACCAAACUGGAACAGACUCUCGGGGUUCACCGCGAGGAAGAGCCGCAGAAGGAGGAAGACACCCAGAGACACAGUGACUCGUCAUUGGAGGAGAAGGUGUUUAAACAAGCACCCAAGGAGUUGACGGAGGAAAAACGCCGAUCUGCUCGCAGGCGAGAGUUUAUCAUGGCCGAGCUGCUGCACACAGAGAGGACAUAUGUGAAUGACUUGGAGACUAGUAUUAAGUGUUACUUGAAUGAGAUGCAAGAUCCGGACAACUUCAUGCCAACAGGGAUACAAAACAAACACAAGAUUAUCUUUGGUAACAUGGAGGAAAUCCAUGAAUUUCAUAAGAACGUGUUUUUGAAGGAGCUGGAGAAGUAUGAAACUAUGCCAGAAGAUAUCGGCCAUUGCUUCGUCACAUGGGCGGAGAGGUUCUCCAUCUAUGUGACCUACUGCAAGAAUAAACCCGACUCCAACCAGAUGCUGGUGGACCAUGCAGGCUCCUUCUUCGAGGAGAUGCAGAAAAAACACCAACUCAAUGAACCAGUCGCCUCCUAUCUGAUUAAACCAGUCCAGAGGGUUACGAAGUACCAAUUGUUGCUGAAGGACCUGUUGUCAUGCUGUGAGGGGCACACAGGGGAAAUCAAGGAUGCGCUGGAAGUGAUGCUAAAUGUACCAAAAAAAGCGAACGAUGCGAUGCACCUCAGUAUGUUAGAGGGUCUGGAAGAUUCCCUUGAGGCCCUCGGUGAGGUCAUACUGCAGGAAAACUUCACGGUGUGGGACCCUAAACAGCUGAUUAAGAAGGGCCGGGAGCGACAUAUCUUCCUGUUUGAUAUGUGCCUCAUAUUCGCCAAAGAGUCCAAGGACAGCAAUGGAAAGACAAAGUAUAUGUACAAGUUUAAGCUGAUGAUAUCUGAAGUGAACAUCACAGAACACAUAGAGGGGGAUGCCACGAAGUUUGCCCUGUGGACGGGUCGGGCGCCGAUAUCAGAGUACAAGAUCGUCCUAAAGGCUCAGACACUUGAUGUUAAACAGGUGUGGGUGAAGAAACUACGAGAGUUGAUCCAGGAGCGUAUGAUGUACAUCCAUGAGGCGUUCAGAGACAAACAGCCCGUGGUGUUCAAGGCCCCGCCCAAGAUCAGCAUGCCCAGGAUUCACAGGGACCUGGAGAGUGACUAUGAUGAGCUCCCAAUGGGCCGCUGUGGCUCCCUGAGCAGUGUGAACUCCACCACCACCACCAACACCACUGAUAGCAGCAGCAGCAACAAGAGUGAUGUGACUAUCGUGGUCGAUGACUUUGCUGCAAGUAACAACACAGAAUUAACGGUCCAUCGAGGUCAGCAGGUAGAGGUCAUUGACCUGUCACCUGGGCAACCAAACUGGUGCUACGUGCGUACACUCCAGGGGGAGGGGCUUGACACCGAACAGGGGCUUGUUCCAACAGCAACACUCAAACCAAUACCUCGUCUCCUAGGGCCUGGGUCAAGGUCAAGUCAGGAGUUUGAAGACUCGAUGGAGCCAAGCCCUCAUUCUUCGUUGGCAAAUAUGAACUCUUCUCCCGUAGUAAAACGUCGCAGCAGCAGCAGCAGCUUCAGGAAAUGGCUGACAAACCCAGUGCGGAAGUUGAGCACAAAUAAAUUAGAAAAAGACGGGCAGCGUGUUGAGUACAUGGACCGGCAGAUGGUUGGACACUUGGGUGCAGGGCGGGAGAACGCUGACAGUACCUUGGGUGACGACCAGAUCAUCACAAGCCCUGAGGUCACGACCUUUCAACCCCGCCAGCCCCGCCCACCGGGGCCUGACACUGAAGACCUGCUGGAGCCCGCGCCCGAUAUCGAGAUCCCGCCGCCCAUGCCCGUACAGGACCAGACCCACAUGCUCAGUCUCGGCAAAACCGAUACAGAUAACAACAUCGCAGAGAAAAUUGCCUCCACUCUUUCUCUGAAACCUCAGACCGACCACUCGGUUGAUUUAGCAAACGAAAUAGAACACCUUGCCAAGCUUAGAAUGCAAUCGGACACCAUCUCCAUCGACAAAGGUCAGGGGUCAGACUCAGGCGGGGAGGAGGAUAAGGAAACAGAACAGGAAAAAUACCUCCAGAAACGACAUUAUGUGAUACAAGAGCUGAUAGAAACAGAGCAAGAUUACGUGAAGGACCUCGGUGGUGUUAUAGAGGGAUACAAGGCUUAUAUAGAUGAAUGUGAUUUACCCGACGACAUGCGAGAGAAGUGCAAGAUCGUCUUCGGCAACAUUCACCAAAUAUAUGAUUUCCACAAAGAGACGUUUUCUGAAGAACUACAGAAAUGUGCGGCAGACCCUGAAAGAUUGGCGGGGCUCUUCCUCAGAUAUGAGAGGCGACUUGGAAUGUAUGUGAAGUACUGCGAGAACAAACCCAAAUCUGAAUACAUCGUGUCCGAAUAUAUCGACAUCUUCUUCGAGGAGAUCCGUCAGAAGCUGGGUCACAGACUGAACCUUGCAGACCUGCUGAUUAAACCAGUCCAGCGAAUCAUGAAAUACCAGCUCAUACUCAAGGACAUCCUGAAGUACACAGAGAGAGCGGAGCUGGAUGUGACGACCUUGAAGAAAGCCUACAAGGUGAUGUGUAUCGUACCCAAGGACGCCAACGAUAUGAUGCAGUUUGGACGGUUACAGGGUUACGAUGGUAAAAUUACUGCUGUUGGAAAAUUACUGCUACAAGGCACGUUGUCCGUUUCUGAAUUUCCGAGUUCGACGGGGCCCAAAGGGGGACAACUGAAGUUUAAGGAGCGAAGAGUGUUCCUGUUUGAACAGAUAAUACUCUUCAGUGAAAUGACUGAGAAGAAGCGGGGAAAUAUGGUCAGCGAAUACUACCUGUUCAAGAACAGUCUCAAGGUAAACAAGAUGUCGAUGACAGACAACGUGGACAAUGAAACCACGCGAUUCAUGCUGCGCGAUCAGACGCCCGGAACAGAUAUGAAGUUUGUUAUUCAGGCCCCGUCCGAGGAUGUGAAAAACACGUGGGUGUCGGCUAUUCAGCGUAUACUUGAAAUGCAGGGGGAUUUCCUCAGAGCUCUGCAGUCCCCGAUAGCAUUCUACAAUAAAGAAAAAGAACUUACGAAGGAAUUCGGUGGAAAUGAUUUGUCUUUGGAGUCAGCUCCGGAAUUGGGCAAUGCCAGCAAGGAUGGACAACUCCGCAAGACCAACUCCCAACCUCAGCCUUCCAGGGGCACUAACUCUGCACAGGGCAGUUUAAAGGGUCGUAACCUGGAGGACGCACACAAUAAACACUUCCGCUGCAAGUCCGUGCCCACACCUUUAAACGAGGUCGUAAAUACGGGAAAAGACGAUGCAGCGGUCGCAGCGGCCAUAUUGGCGGGAGUGAAAAACGGGAAAUCAACGCUUGGCAGUGGGCAGGAAUCAUCCUGUCCAGACUCCCCGACAGAGUGUUCAAACAAUCUUUCAGACAGCGCGAAUAAAAUGUCUAGUUCAAAUUCUAAUCAAAGUGCAGUGGAUUCUCUAUCAAAGUCAAAAGGUGUGAAAAGUACUGGUCAAAAAUCAAACAUGGGAGUGACAAAGGAAGAUCCCAGUUAUGCAAAUUCGACUGAUCCCUCGGACAAUGGGUCCGGAAGUUCCCUUGCACAGACCUCAAAAUCAAACAACAACGGCAGUGAAGGGUUAGAAAAUGAACAGAACUCGCUGAUAGAAUCUGGAACGAUCGCCGUUGGGCGCGUCUUGUUCACCUACAACGCCAUCAGAGAGGACGAGAUCUCCGUCAAUAAAGGUGAGACAGUUCACGUGCUAGGAACGAACCAGUACAACAUGUUCCUGAUACACCGGCCAGCCAAUGACGUUUCGCCGGCCGCCGAGGGGGUCGUGCCUUUAUACGUUAUCGGACCCAAGGAAGGGGAUCCCUCGUUCAAACGGAACACAUGGCAGUUGUUCAAGCAACUCCGGACGCCGCCCGCCUCCCUGGACAGGUUUGAAUGGAACGGGAUGAGCAGCUUUGAGAGCCGGAGCAAAACUCUGCCCCUCACCAAGGAUAGCAGAAACAAGGCGGGCAGUCAGGAGUUCUUGUUUGAGAUGUCUCCCAGCGUGGUGACUCCCCUGUCCAGUUUUACAGUUCAGGCGGGUGAGAGCGCCGUGUUCACAUGUCGGAUAUGCGGUCGCCCGCGCCCUAACGUCACCUGGACGUUUAACAGCAACAUUUCUGUGGUACCGGACCACCGGACAAUCACGGCGUACAGGGAAGAUGGCGUUGUUACUCUGCAGAUCUCCCAGGUGACAGCGGCGGACAGCGGGGAGUACACGUGCGUUGCAAAUAGCGACAUCGGCGGAGUCGUCACCAGGGCGACGCUCACUGUGCUGGACCGUCCCGACCCUCCCUCCAAACCGGACAUGAAGACGCAGGUGGGAACUUCCGUCCACCUGGAGUGGCGCCCGCCUUCCACCGUAUCCUGCGGACAGAUACAGGGCUACACAAUAGAGUUUAAUGAGGUCGGUCUGGAUUACUGGCAGGCUGGGAUCCCCUACGUGCCCACCACAUCCCAGGUGAUAGGAGACCUCUCCCCUGGGGCCAUAUACCAGUUUAGGGUUCGGGCCAAUAACACAAUCGGUAUGAGCGACCACAGCAUCCCCUCCGACUUCGUCGCCAUACCAACUGAGUCAGAACUGACGGAGAACGCUGACGGCAACUUUACCACGUGGAAAACCACAUAUGAGAAUGACUUCACUGAACUCGAGGAGCUGGAAAGGGGUCGGUUCUCAAUUGUUAAGAAAACGUCUCAGAACUGCUCCGGCCAACAUUUUGCCGCCAAAUACAUAAAGAAGCGCGGCACGUGCAAGGCGCUCGUGGAGACAGAAUACAACACCGUACAGAGUCUGCAGCAUCCGGGCAUCGUCCGCGUGCAUGACUUGUACGAAACGCCUGACCACUAUCUUCUGAUAAUGCAGCUGCUUCCACAGGGCCGGUUGUUUGAGUACAUCUGCACUACCUCCCACUUUGACGAGCUGCACGCUGCGGACUUUACCAACCAGCUUCUGGAGGCAAUACAGUACCUACAUAACUGCAGGAUUGCUCACUUAGAUAUUAAGCCGGAGAACCUGCUACUAGACAUCAGCAACUCGGUUGCAAUGGUGAAGCUGACGGACUUCGGUGACGCUCGGCACAUCUACAACAACUACUAUGUGCACGCGGCUUCCGGUGACCCAGAGUUCCUCGCACCGGAAAUAGUCGCCGGCACGCCCGUCGGUCUUCUGUCAGAUAUAUGGGCGGUGGGUGUGGUACUGUACGUCAUGCUGAGCGGCGUGUCCCCGUUUUUAGACGAAAGCGAAGAAGAAACUUGCUCGAACAUUCUGAGGACCGACUUUUGCUUUCCCGACGAGUUCUUCGCCGGCGUCACAGCUGAGGCAAAGGAGUUUAUAAAGACGCUGCUUGUAGAUGACAUGGGAAAGCGGCCCACCGCGCAUACGUGUCUUGACUCCGCCUGGCUGAAGAGGGCGGCGCUUCACAGAAGCAACCAGAUUAGGCCCCGCCCUAUCUCCACCGCCCGUCUUGCUCAUUUCCUGGACAGAAGGCGACACCUGGUUUUGGCCACAUCUUGAUAAGAAGCGACGUUGGUGCAUCUGACGAAAGACAUAUAUCUCAAUUCUUUAUAAUGACUUUGUGUGUAUAUAAGGUGUCUUUCAGCAGCCUUUUCUCACCUAUUCCGUUACCUCAACAUGUAUAAGACCAGGUCCCAGUGACUCGAACAUACUCAAGUAAUUUAUCUUUACUAAUCUCGACAUUUUUUACAACUUAACAGCGAAACAUGGGAAAAACAAUGAAAUGUUUUUUUCUCUGUCAGAAUUAAACUUAUGAAUUAUUUUUACUGUAUAUAGACUUGUUUGGAGAAACAGAAAUGCACAAAAUAUGUUUAAGGGCUAGAAAUGAUCUUGCCAAUGAGUAAUAACUCACACAUUUAAAGCUGUACUCAACUGUUACAGAUUGUUCUUCAUUAAUAAUCAAGUUAUGAAAGGAAAUACUCGCACAAUUAAAAUAAUUAAUAAAGCAAUUAUAUGGAAUAACUAGAUUGUAUUUGAUUUUUGUUCACAUUAUACUCGGGUUUUUUUCAAAAAAGCUUGAGAAUUUUCGAGAGACUGGGGCUAGAUUUGUGUAUAUUCUUCAAAACCAUACUGGACCCCUUAAGUGAAGCUAAAAUCCGUUUAUAAUUCCGAUUGUUCGAGCUGUAGGUGCUUCAGUGCUUGUGUAUACUUUCAAUGACUUGGAUUGUGAGUGCAGGCCCGAAAAUAUAAUAAUUUGUAAUAAUUAAUAGAAAGUCUUUUGAAUACGGCCUAGCUUUAAGUUUGAUUGAAUUAUAACAAGGCUCAUGCACUCAAAGCAAAUGUUAACUGAAGUACGACUCUCUUUAAAGAGACGCCCAUACACUAAGCCUUCUUGUCAUACGUUUUGUAUUAAACGCCCAAAAUAAUUUAUUUCGCCGAUUAUUUCCUUUGUACUGAACAUUUUGCAAUUUAUUUUCAAACUCACAGUGUAUUUCUUCCUAACAAAGCCAUAAGCUUACACUCAUUCUAUGAUGUAUUUAUCAAUUGUGCUUGCAUGACGCUGGGCUUUAUGUAUUCGAUGUACAAUAAUGUGACGUUUACAUGUCUGGUGGGCCAAUAUUAUUUUGGUAUUAUCUGAAAAAGGUUUAAAGGGACUAAACACCAAAUGAUACAAUUGCAAGAAAAAAAUAAAUUGUAAACAUCUUACAUAUAAUUGAUAUCGUUGUGUUCAACGCAUUGAAUCUUUCUUAUUGAUUAUCGCAUCGCUAACGACACAUGUUUCUCCCACCUCAGAUAAGUAGAUCCAAUAAUUUAACCAUGCUAGAUAUUCUUAUCUUGCCCACGGGCGAAGAUAAAAUGCCCGUAUGGAACUCCUUUUUAACGGUCACCACAAUAUAAUUAUCUCCCUUGUUGAAGACUAAUUCGUAUUUACAAUAACAGGCUUGUUUUGAGGACAUACUGUGUUUGCUGAUUUUGGAACCAUCUGGUGUCUAGUUCCUUUAAUGUGUAGAGAAAGAAUAUGUAAAUAUAACACUGAUACAAAUACUGCAAGCUUGAAAGAUUGAAAAAGCGGCCACAUCACUUCCGAUUUCAGUUGAAAUAAAGCACAAAAAACAAACUGCCAUUACUUGACACUACGGCGAAACUUGGCGUUUGCCCAUUGCCACUUAACCGGUUUUAUGUUUAAACGUUUUGCUACUGAGCAUGUUUCUGUAACCUUUUGCAUAAAUAUUUAUAUGUAAUGUAGUUUCGAUUAUUUAUUUUAUAAAUUGGUAAUCAGUUGGGAAUAAUAUUUCAAAUGAGACAAAACUUAUAAAGGGACUUUGUACUAAUCUCCUAGAGAUAAAUACAAAAUGAAUUCUAAACAAUGUUAAUUUACAUGAUGGCGGACAUGAUACCAUUCAUAACCGUCGACACUUUUUUAUUUAAGGUUACGCUAUACUAUUAGUGGAGUUACGUCCAGGCUUACACUCAAUGGCAUAAUCAAACCAAAAUAUCUUUUGUACAUCGGAUACCUUCAGCUGAAGCGACACUUGUAUACUGCAUUUCUCACAUAAAUAUAGAACAGAUACCUAAAUUAUGGAUUUUGGUAUUUUAGAGGAAUAUUUUGAAGAAAUGUACAGUAUGUGUUAGAGAAAUAUACAGUUAUAUGUUAAAGAAAAAUAAAUAAUGUGUUGAAGUAAUAUACAGUUAAAUAUUAAAGAUAUAUAAAUUAUGUGUUGAAAAAAUAUACAGUUAUAUGUUAAAGAAAUAUACAGUAUGCGUUGAUUAUGUGUUAAAGAACGUUAUGUGUUGAAAAAAUACACAGUUAUCAGUUUAAAAAUACACAAUAAUAAGUUGCAUAAUUACACAUUAAUGUGUUGAAGAAAUUUACAUUUAUGCCUUGAUUUUUUUUAUUAAUGUGUUGGAAGACGAAUUCAUUUAUAAAUCAGCAGUGUGUCACAAGCCACUAACGGUAACGCUGACACAGAGGUGAUAAGUGAAGUGGUCGUGUUCGCUUUUCACACAACAGGGCGUGGGUUCCAGCCUCACUAGGUUGAGAGAGGUCUAGUGAUAUAAGUGUCCGCCUCUCACCCAAGAGGACGUGGGUUCGAUUCCAAAUAUGGUUCAAAUCAGCUAUCAACUGUCUUCAAUCGAACUUAAAACAUUGGUUUAAGUUUUCUGAUCAUAGUUGAAGGAAAUGAUAUCAUGAUAUUGACGGAUUCUGCCCUACAUUUAUUGUUAGAGAAAUAACAGAAACAAUAUUCCCAUAUUUAGUGAUACUGGUUGUCCAGAACUCGGUAUUUUGUUUGUGUUCUCAUUGAUAAAUCAUUUACCUUUCCGCUGUUGGUAAGACUUAAACAUUUAGAUAUACUUGAUGCCAAUAUAGCUAUUUAAAUAGAGUAUAAAUGUACAAACUAUUUAGAAUGAAUAUGGGGUGCGUUGCUUAAAGCAGUUGGCUGACAAGUAAAAAAAAGGACAAAAAAAAAGACAAAACAAACAAUAUUAAAAGAACAGAAAAUGCUCAGCCCCACCUCGAACAUGUCCAAGUAGUUUUAGGUCAUGCUAUGGUGCAAAGUUUCAAUACAACGAUACAAAGCCGAAGAUCGCUCUCAACGAAAAAGCAACGUUCUAGCCACAGAAGGUUACGGAGGGAACACAUGUAUAAUUUGUGACACUGAUACACUUUCUAGAAUGUAUCAUUUAAAUUUAUAUAGAAAUGUAGUUUGUGGUAAUUACAAUAUUUAAAACAAAGUUUUCCUGUGAAAAACAAGUUUCAUUAUAUUUACUUGUAAAUUUGCAUUUUUGUCAUUGAUAUCAUUAUCACAUUUCUGCUGUGUAUUUAAAUUGACAUUUCUUUUUAUUUUCUAUAAACGCUUGAUGAAUAUAGCCUUUAUGAAAAUGUAUUUGAUUCCGACAUUGACUCUUUGCAAGUAUUUUUUCACUAUUUAUUGCUAGUUCAAAUACUGUUUGCUUGUACUUGACUGUGUAUAUAGACUUGUAUUUAUAAUAAUAAACAAAACAGAUUCAGA
Mya arenaria is the source of this 12954-nucleotide messenger RNA. RefSeq names its product kalirin-like. Lineage: Eukaryota; Metazoa; Mollusca; Bivalvia; Myida; Myidae. Gene Ontology annotation, cellular component: cytoplasm. Gene Ontology annotation, molecular function: guanyl-nucleotide exchange factor activity; ATP binding; protein kinase activity. The record is from RefSeq and is a predicted model, not a curated record. Gene Ontology annotation, biological process: protein phosphorylation; intracellular signal transduction; axon guidance.